AUGACGCAGGACCCCGGGUCCUCGAACCCUCCCGACGAACCUACAAAAGCUUCCGCCAUGGCCUCCGCAGAGCUGCACAAACAAUGCAUGGAUCUCCUCAACGACCUGGACUCCUUCCAGGCGCUCUUGAAAGCGACACUCCGCAACCCACAGCUCGUCGAGGUACGACAGUUCCGCUCAAACGUGAGCGCCGAGAUGAAGAUGCUUCUAAAGCUGGAAGAGCGGAUUAAAAGCCAGGUUGCAAAGUCCAAAAAGAAUGCGGAAGAGAGCUGCGACAAUGAGCUUCAGGGUGGAGAACAAAGUCAGCUGUCCGUUGGUGAAUGCCAGUCGGGUGUAGAUCCUGACGUGGAGAUGCGGCUGAUGCAUGCGCUGCGGUCAUCAAAUCUGCCGUUCUACCAGGCUGUGUGGGGCAUUGUGUUGAGUUCUUGUGAAGGACUGCUUGCAAUGGGGAAACGGUUUUACUGGGAUGGGGAGACGAAGGCACCUUGGAAGAAGGGUGUGAAUGAGAAGCAGGCCAAUAAAGAUAAACGCAAGAGUAUUUUUGUCGAUAUCGUGGCGGGCGAUGGGACGGAAUGGGUGAAGGUGUCGACUAUCUCGGAGAGCAGGCUACUCUUUGAAAUGGCGAAGAAAGGAUGGGAAGCGGACAGUGAGGAUGAGUUUUCGGGAUCAGGGAGCGAGGGCCCAGCGCGGCGAACUGUGCUACGCAACUUUGAUGGGGAGGAUCCAGGACAGGACGACGAUGAUGAUGACCUAGAGCUGAUCAAAUUGGCUCGAGAUCUGAGGAAAGCGGCCGAUGCUACGCGGGUGAGGUAUAGGCAUCCCCGACUACGGAUUGUUCUGCCCAAGAUUGAAGAAGGCAAUGUUCCUGAGAUUGAUGAUAUUCUGGCUGAGAUGCGGAGUUAUGGUAUUCAGGUUGAAUGUCAGGACAGUCUGUCAGCUAAGAUAGGCAGUACAGACCUUACUCGACUUCUGCCUCAGCCAUUCAAGCAUUUCACUUCCAUUCUGAAUGUCGAUUGCACUCUUCUGUUGGCAAUGGUGUCGGAUUUGUCUCACAUCAAGAACCUUCCCAUCUUGCCCAGUUUCCACAGGGCUAUCGUUCGGCAGAUAGAGGUUGACAAAGAGAUGCCCUUGCUCCCCAGCGAGCUCUGGCCAGCCAUGGGCUCUCGCGAACUGGUUUGCACCAGUGAGGCAGGUACACGAAUGCGCGAAAUUGUGAAUCUACUAGGGACCGAUACAGAAAAAGCUCGCAUGAGGAUCGUCAUGGGAGACCCUUCUGAGGAUGGUGGGAGCGAGUCACUUAUCAAACAAUUCCAGGCCUUGUCUGACCAUCAUGUGCCCAAUCACUGGAAGCUCCCCGUAAGGGUGAUAGACGCGCAGCCAGUGAUCGACGCCGGCUUAGCCGAGGGGAAGCUACCUCGUGUGGCCGAUGAAGUUGCAGAAGGCUUGUCGGAUAUAAAUUAUAGUGUUUUCAUGUAUGGGUGGGUUACAGGCACGACAACCAUCACCAGCAAUCGCACAAUCGAUAAACAGAUCGAAACUACCAUCGAAAAGAACCGAGACAACGACGAGGGCCUCGAGGGCCCCCUGGUCUGGGUAUGUGAUACAGCGAGAAGCUUAGUAGGAAAAGACAGGGACCGCAAAGACUAA
Penicillium longicatenatum is the source of this 1647-nucleotide messenger RNA. RefSeq lists its product as uncharacterized. The transcript has a single exon. NCBI's taxonomy places the organism in Eukaryota, Fungi, Ascomycota, Eurotiomycetes, Eurotiales, Aspergillaceae. Bases 1 to 1647 code for a protein of 548 amino acids. The record is from RefSeq and is a predicted model, not a curated record.